CUUCAACUUGGCUAUGCCACCCAAACGAGCCUGCGACAACUGUAUCUCGCGCAAAGUCAGGUGCAGCGGCGCCACGCCCUGCGAGACCUGUAGUGAUGCCGCAAAACCGGUGACCUGUACGUAUCUGCGGCCAGCAAGGAAACGAGGGCCUAAGGCGCGACGACUCAGACGGGGUCACCUUGCCGACUCCAAGGAACCCUCGCCGGGGCUGGGGGGAUCUCCGGAGCGCAUUUCAGAUAAAAGUAAUGGCCUGCCCGGGCAGAUAUCUAGAUCCGUCCUCGCGCUGAUCGUGCGCCACUACCGGCAGAGUUCAUACAGUGUCUGGCCGGUUAUUAAUGCCCAUGGCUUCUUACGCGAGAUCAACGACAUCGAGCCCGAGAACUCGGACCCCCAGGCUGCGAUGUUUGAUUGUCUCGUGACGAGUCUUUGUGCAGCAACAAUGGCGCAGCUGCAUCUUGCGCCGAUCUGGGAUGGCAAGGUGCUUGUGGAUAGCUCGGUCAUGGGACGGACCUGUCUGCGCCUAAGAGAUGAUUAUAACUGCGACCGUGGGAAUAUUGGUAUUUGCAGUGUUCUUACUUCGUUUUUUCUGCAUGUUUAUCAUGCCAAGUUGAACCAGCGCACGGCUGCGAUGCUGUAUAUUCAGGAGGCCAUAGCUGGGGCUCGUGUUUUGGGAUUGGAUAGGAUUUCACGGUUGCACAAUGUACCGGAAAGCCAUUUGAUUGUCAACAAAGAGCUUAUAUUUCCCUUGUUGUGGGUUACAGAGAGGGGAUAUGCGCUGCAUCUUAAUGCUUCUCCGUUAUAUACCGAGCCAUUAUCGCUGCCCGAAAUUACAGUUAGCUCUACUAUUGAUGCACAGGCGCACGGGCUACUCGAUCUCGCCCGGCUGUUCGUUGCGUUCGACCAUAUAUCCGUACACCGCCAGCCUCACGCCAUUACCUCUGCCCCGUGCCUAACAGACACCGAGGCGAAACUAUCUUCAGUCUGUCUAGCAGAAGAUCAAAUAUCUGCUAGAACGGCGGACUGCCAUAUUACACGAGAGUGGAUGAGGACUAUUCUCUGGCAAAAGGCGCUCGCGCUGGGGUUUCUGUCUUCGAGCUCUUAUACGGCGCUGAUGAACUUUGGUUUCCCUGGACAGAUUGGUCGGGAUUUAUUACGGUCGUUGCGGUGUUUUACUGCUGCAGAUUUACUUCCCUUGGGACGGGAUCAGUUAUUGAAAUGCUUUGAAAUAGCAAGCACCCUGGCAGAUACUAUCCUUCUCACUUCAUCCACGACAUAUUCUGGCUGCGAGUACGGUCCACAGGACUUUCUGCAUGCGCUGUAUCAGAAGUUGCUGCCGUCUCUUGAGCAGGAUACGGUGUUGCAGCAUAAUCUGCGGAGUAAGAUGGCUGAAGUCCUGAUCACGGCGCCGGCGAGAUUGUUGAUACGGGAGCCGAAUGGUAUGGAAGAGGAAGAAUCAAGGGAAUACAGCGCGACAGCUGGGACAGAAUUUACCGUAUAAUAGUUAGUGCGGAUUGUAUUGCGAAUAUCAAGCCUUAUGAACGGGACAUGCAUAUGCACUAAUCGCAGAUUAUUAUAAUCUAUGCAGAGAAUUUGUUGAAUGCAGAUAACUCUAAUCAGCUCAAUCAUUGGCAACUUGAAGAACCACUCGUCCAGAGAUAUCCCCCUUUUCCAUAUCCUCGUAGACCUUCGACAAAUCCCUAAAU
Messenger RNA from Aspergillus versicolor CBS 583.65, 1703 nucleotides. Its product is annotated as putative C6 transcription factor. Gene Ontology annotation, biological process: regulation of DNA-templated transcription. The transcript is spliced from 3 exons. The record is from RefSeq and is a predicted model, not a curated record. Bases 14 to 1498 code for a protein of 494 amino acids. Gene Ontology annotation, molecular function: DNA-binding transcription factor activity, RNA polymerase II-specific; zinc ion binding. Lineage: Eukaryota; Fungi; Ascomycota; Eurotiomycetes; Eurotiales; Aspergillaceae.